CUUACUUCCUGUUAAACAAGCAAGUCGAAAGAAAUAGACCGCCCUUUGUUAAAUGAACUACUUUUCAACUGCCAUGUCGGCCUCAAAGCUGUCAGAUUCUUCUUUCACAGUUAUUUUGACUCCAAGGAUUCAUCUAUAAACAGGAAAUUGUCACUUAGUGACACAAGGUCUAUUUAUAUUGUUAAGUGACAAUCCAGUGCCUUGAAAUAUCCUCCAAAGUUUUAAACUCAUUCAGACUAAGAAAUAAUGGAGGGUGACAACAGAAGGCUCCAGGCCACAAAUUAUGAGCAUAAACUGGAACAGCGUGCUGUGAAGCACAGAGAAAUCAGCGAUCGGAACAACAUGACAUCUUGCCGUAGUCCCACAAGAGAUCUGGAUACACGGUGGAUUAGAAAUGAACUGCAUCGCAAAAGACAGUUUGAGUUCUCAAAGAGAAGACCAGUGGACCAUGGCGAAUAUGCACCGUUAUCUUCAGUGCCAAGGCACAAAUAUUCCAGGGAAAUCCUGCAUACACCACAGCAUAUGAUGCAAACCUCAAUGUCAAUCAGACGGCUCUUGAUGACAAGUCAAAAUGCAAAGCUCAAAAGAGAUGGCAUAAAUUCUGCAAAGCAGACAGUCUUUACAUCUUCACUUAAUGAUGAGAAUGAUCCUGGGCAGAAAUCAGAGAGGGAUGAACCUGCCCUAAAUCCUUAUCGGAUUACAAGGAAAAUGAAAAAAGAGAGAGUUACUCUACAAGAUAUUAGUCAGCUCUCAAACAGCCAGAAGACAUUACAAACUGCUGGCAUUCAGACUGAGUCUGGAUUUGUUACUGUCAAAGAAGCGGAUGUACAACAGUUGGCUGAUUAUUUAGAGGAGGCCUUACGUAGAGAAGAGGCUCUUAAAAAGAAGCUUGCUGGCCUUCAGAAGAGUGCUUCUACAUUACUGCACUCUACAGAGCUCCUGUGGAAGACUCGCUGUGAUGAGGACUUGCUGAAGAGCAAGAUCAAAGCUCUGGAGGCUCAGCUGCAGGUUUGUAUCAAGAAGGUUCCUCAGGAUGGAAUGAAAAAAGUGGUGCUAAAGAUGGAAAAACAGAGGGAGGAGUACGAACAGAAAUCUAUGAAGGCUAUUCAUAGGGCGGAAAAUGAGAAGGCGGAGGCUCAAAGCAAGAUGGAGUACCUCCAGGGGGUGCUGCAGACAACCCAGGCAGAGUCAGAUCAGUGGCAGAGCCUGUGUGAGGAGCUGAGAGAGGGAUCAAGCCAGCUGAAGAAGCAGCAAGACCAGUGCACUGAUCAGAUAUUACAGCUGCAGGGCCACUUAGAGCACUCUGUUGGACAGGAGGAGAUGCUCAGAAAGUCGACAGAAUCUCUUCAGCUGGAGAGAGCAGAGCUUCAUUCCUGCAUUGCAGAACUGGAGGAAGAAAACCUCAGCCUGAGAGAACAACUACAGGAUGUCACCGGACACAACCAUGAGUGGUGGAAUAAUAACACACCACUCAUGCAAGAAGAUGCUUCAGUCCUGGACCAGCUCUUGCAGACAGAUAACAGUAUGGCCAAACACAUCAGAGAGACUGGACACCGACUCAGAUUGAAAGAAAAAGAGUGCAUGCAGCUGCAGGCAGAACUUGAGGUCCUGGAGCUGGAGUGUCAUGGCUAUCAGUCCCAACUGACCCAGUGCCGGGAAGAACUGAAUAUACUGACCACACACCAGAACAGCACCAGGAGGGGGUGCUGUUGGUCCUGGCUCUGUUUGUGCUUUUUCUUACUGCUUAUGAUGAUUGUGGUAGUUGCAGCCUUGUGGUUAUACCAUCCACCGGCCAGGGAGCAGCUAUGCCAGUUUUACUCGCUCCUGAAAAAGCAUAUGGAGGACUACAUGAUACUAGCAGCAUCAGCACAACGUGGAACCUGCGUUAGACCUGUCUGACAAGAGAACAAGGAACAAGACCAAAGCCAAGAAUGUUCUAGAUAUAUUGUUUGUUUAUAUUUAUUUUGUUUUUAAAUUGAAUUUGUAUGAAUUUGAAACCUCAUUAAUACGUGUAAUAUGACUUUUAUUGUUUUGUUUAAAAUACAUGAAUUUUCACAAUUAUGUAGAAUGUUUUGGAUUGUUUUCUAAUGAUUCUUUAAAAUAGUAUAUAAAAUAGAACAAAUUGCACAGUCUAAAUCUUACACAACAGUAUUAAAAUGAAUU
Xyrauchen texanus (razorback sucker) is the source of this 2163-nucleotide messenger RNA. Its product is annotated as TRAF3-interacting JNK-activating modulator. The transcript has 14 exons. The record is from RefSeq and is a predicted model, not a curated record. Lineage: Eukaryota; Metazoa; Chordata; Actinopteri; Cypriniformes; Catostomidae. Bases 247 to 1899 code for a protein of 550 amino acids.